CAUCUCUACAACACAAUGCUCGCCACAAUUGCAAGGCGUUCGUAUAUUGCGUCCUCACGUGUAAUUGGAAGUCGAUCGCUCCGGUCAAUUUUCGCAACGUCAGCAGAAAGCGCAGCUGCAGGCAGUUUUAGACAAAUUCAAUUACAACAUUCACAUAAAACAAUUUCGAACAUGCCGCUGUACCAAACUGUGGAGAAGGGAGCUAAGAACUCUUCAAACUACAGCCUUUAUUUCAAAAAUAACUGCGGCAAUGUCAUCUCGCCGAUGCACGACAUUCCAUUGUUUGCCAACGAGGAGAAGACCGUCUACAAUAUGGUCGUUGAGGUGCCACGUUGGACAAACGCCAAAAUGGAGAUUAGCCUGAAGACCCCAAUGAAUCCCAUUAAGCAAGACAUCAAGAAGGGCAAACUGCGCUUUGUGGCCAAUUGCUUCCCCCACAAGGGUUACAUCUGGAAUUAUGGCGCUUUGCCCCAGACCUGGGAGAAUCCCGAUCACAUUGAGCCAUCCACCGGUUGCAAGGGCGAUAACGAUCCCAUCGAUGUUAUCGAGAUUGGCUAUCGCGUUGCCAAUCGUGGUGAUGUUCUGCAAGUCAAAGUGCUGGGCGCCAUUGCACUUAUCGAUGAGGGCGAAACUGAUUGGAAAAUCAUCGCUAUCGAUGCCAAGGACCCAGUGGCAUCGAAAGUCAAUGAUAUUGCCGAUGUCGAUCAAUAUUUCCCCGGCUUGUUGCGCGCCACAGUCGAAUGGUUCAAGAUCUACAAAAUUCCCGAUGGCAAACCAGAGAAUCAGUUUGCCUUUAACGGCGAUGCCAAAAAUGCUGAAUUCGCCACUACCGUGAUUGCCGAGACGCACAAAUUCUGGCAGUCUUUGAUUAAUCAGCCCAAUGGUGGCAAUACGGCUAUUGCUUGUCAAAACAUCACCAAUACAAACUCUGAUAAUCGCAUUGGCAAGGAGCAAUCGGCCAAGCUGCUGGAUGAUGCUCCCGAAGGCGGCGAUGUCGAGGAAGUGGCCGACACAGUCGACACUUGGCAUUUCAUACACCUCAAGUGAAUUGAGUCGCAAUUGAAAUGAAUUAAAAUCGUAUCAAUUAUUGUAGAUGUAUAUGAAUUGUUGGUAUUGAUAUUGGAAACUCAACUGAAUAAAAUACACAUUGAAUAAA
This is a messenger RNA of Drosophila sulfurigaster albostrigata, 1156 nucleotides long. It is a transcript of the gene Nurf-38, whose product is annotated as inorganic pyrophosphatase. Gene Ontology annotation, cellular component: cytoplasm. Gene Ontology annotation, molecular function: magnesium ion binding; inorganic diphosphate phosphatase activity. The transcript has 6 exons. NCBI's taxonomy places the organism in Eukaryota, Metazoa, Arthropoda, Insecta, Diptera, Drosophilidae. Gene Ontology annotation, biological process: phosphate-containing compound metabolic process. The record is from RefSeq and is a predicted model, not a curated record. Bases 16 to 1047 code for a protein of 343 amino acids.